GAACAGGACUGAGAGUCAGUGAGGAUCUACUACAGGAACAGGACUGAGAGUCAGUGAGGAUCUACUACAGGAACAGGACUGAGAGUCAGUGAGGGUGUAUAGGAACAGGACUGAGAGUCAGUGAGGAUCUACUACAGGAACAGGACUGAGAGUCGGUGAGGAUCUACUACAGGAACAGGACUGAGAGUCUGUGAGGAUCUACUACAGGAACACGACUGAGAGCCGGUGAGGAUCUACUACAGGAACAGGACAGAGAGAUGGUGAGGGUCUACAGGAACAGGACAGAGUCAGUGAGGAUCUACACAGGAACAGGACAGAGUCAGUGAGGAUCUACACAGGAACAGGACAGAGUCAGUGAAGACUGAAUUGAAGCUCAAUCCGUUCACCAGUGUUUGGUAAUCAGAAGCGACUUCAAUCCUCUGCGCGCGCACGGACCUCAUGCCGUUUUCCACUGAGAUGCCAGAUAGAAUUCCUGCCUGGAACAAAACCUCAGUUCUGGGAAUAACACGGCCAUUCUCCUGCGGAAUUCUCUGAAAUGAUUCAGUAUUGUUCUAGCAGACACGAAAUUAACAUUUUGCGUAAAACGUUUUUUUUUUUUUUUUUUUUUGUUCCGGACCGGCGUUUUAAAGGAACACAUCGAGCAGACCCGCUCGAACCGAGAGAGCUCAUCAGCAUGAAGAUAACUGGUGUCUACGGAGACUGUACAACAGCUUCAUUAACACUCAAACUCAGAUAAAACUGUUUAAAAGUCGAGCUGCUGGUGAGAAAACAAACACAGAAUGGACUCUGAGAGCUGAAGGACAGACAGGUUGUGAACGUCCUCAGGAGUGAUGGAGGCGUUGGAGCAAAUUCCCACGGAAAGUGAGUUGGUUCUCCAGGCGAAACUGCUGUGCAGGGAGUUCAUGUACUCCAGAAUAACUCGGGAAGGACUGAGCUGGUGUCGAGUGGAAGCCGCUCCACCUGCAGCUCCUGCAGCUCUCACACACGCAGCACUGGUGCUCCUCAAGCUGGGUGACGAACUUGAGAACAUGAGGCCUAAUGUUUAUCGAAACAUCGCCAAGCAGCUGAAUAUCUCGGUGACGAUGGAGGCUGUGGUGUCGGACGCGUUUCUGUAUGUAGCGACUGAAAUCCUCUCCCUCGGGAUCACAUGGGGGAAAGUGGUGGCCAUCUUUGCGGUGGCUGGUGGUCUGGCGGUGGACUGUGUGCGACAGGAGCGUGCGGCUGUAGUGCACACUAUAGAGGAAAGUCUAGGGGAGUUUGUGAGGAAGAGCCUAGUGCCCUGGCUCAGGAGGAGAGGAGGAUGGGGUGACAUUUUGAAGUGUGUGAGGAACGUAGAGAACCGCACUCAAACACACUGGACCUCAUCAGUCAUACUGACCUGGAGACACCUUUUGAAUAUGAUCUAUAUCUACCUGAUAAAGUAACUGUGAGGCAUGAAGGACAUUUUUAACCUCUUUAGCACUCCAAAUGGUCAGACGGUGCCCUCUAGUGGCUCCACUCUGUAAUACAAUUAAAAUCCAUUCUCAGUUUCAAUUCCACACAUUUAGUGUAAAUGUAACUAUAUAUUAUAUUAUUUAUAUUAUAUUAUUAUAUUACAAUGAUUUGGCGUUAUAAAGAAAGCUACAUCUUUUAGAGACUCUAUAUACAGUAUAUAUGAAAAAAAAAUAUGGGACACAUGAGAUGCUCCUCUAAAAUUGUCCAAUUUCACACAAUAAAACCAUUUAAUAAACGAAGGAAAAUACAUUCAAGUAAAUAUAUUAAUAUUGCUAAAUUAUUUCUAAGGAACUUUAAUCCACGCCCCUUACCCGAGUCAAGAAAGUGAUUUGUCUUCAAGGCCGUCUCUUUUUAAAUAUUAUUUAUUUAUAUUUAAAUACGUUAGGGAAAUCUUGUUGCUUGUGUGUUGGUCUGGAUCCAACACUGACGUUUUAUUACCGUGUGAACAUUGCGUUGGUUCCGAGUGAAGAGUUUGAACUUUUAAAUUGAUUUUUUUUUUUUUCCAUGAAUGAACUUUUAUUUAUCAUCGGUUUUCUCACACUGAUGUGGAGAACCAUGCUGCACUUUUUUUGGUUUGUUUUUCGAGCACGUUUAAUACAUGCAUGAUACAAUAAAGAUUCAAAUUUCUGUUGCUUUAAUAGAUAUUUAUUGAACAGACGUACGAUAGAACAGUGAAAUGAGCAAAAUGGCACCACAAGGAAUUUUUUUAUCCUGUGUUCACACUAGCAGAUGAGUAAAAGCUGGUAAUAUCUUAAUGUUUUGUCUUUGGAUCAUAAUGAUCUGUGUGUUUACAUUAAGAUAUUAGGUUUUUUUUUUUUACUCUGUACAUAAAUAAUGA
Messenger RNA from Ictalurus punctatus (channel catfish), 2332 nucleotides. It is a transcript of the gene bokb, whose product is annotated as BCL2 family apoptosis regulator BOK b. Lineage: Eukaryota; Metazoa; Chordata; Actinopteri; Siluriformes; Ictaluridae. The transcript has 4 exons. The record is from RefSeq and is a predicted model, not a curated record. Gene Ontology annotation, cellular component: mitochondrial outer membrane. Bases 831 to 1424 code for a protein of 197 amino acids. Gene Ontology annotation, biological process: intrinsic apoptotic signaling pathway in response to DNA damage; extrinsic apoptotic signaling pathway in absence of ligand; regulation of apoptotic process. Gene Ontology annotation, molecular function: protein heterodimerization activity; protein homodimerization activity.